CUCAGAAAAUAAAUUUCUUCUUCUUAUAAAAGAUCACUUUAUCUCUCAAUUUUUUCGUUAACCUUUAUAUCUCCGGCGAUGAAUCUCGCCGGGAAAGUGAUCAUGUCCUCUGUUUCCGUCUCUUUCUCGGACCAUCGCCGUCACGUGUUCCGUGAAAAUCGUCACUAAUCCGUCUCAAAUACUAUUUUGUUUUCCUUGUGAAGUAGUAUUAUUCUUUGCUUUGUUUUGUGAAAUAUGAUCCGCUAAAUUGAAGAAGACGGUUUAGGUUUCUUUCUUGUAUUAGCUGAGAGGUUUUGCUAGAUUCUUUCUUCUUCUUAAUUAAUCUCUGGAGAUAGCAUUUUUUGACGAUCUGAGGUUUUCGAAUUUUCUGUUUUCUCGUCGUCUCUGUCUUUAAAGCUACUUUGAACGAGAAAUUGACUUGGUGAAUAAGUUUUGAUCAUUGUUUUGAUCAUAACGAUGCCGUUUAACAUGAAGAUCCAACCGAUCGAUAUCGAUUCACCUGCCGUAACUAAACCGGAGGCAACACCUAAACCGGUUCUCAAAUCUCGCCUCAAGCGUCUCUUUGAUCGGCCGUUCACGAGAACCCCCUCCGCCGUGACGGAGUUGGAGCCGAGCUCUGUUUGUUUAGAUAAGAUGGUUCAGAACUUCAUAGAGGAGAACCACAACGAGAAGCAAUCCAAAUGUGGACGCAACCGUUGCAGUUGCUUCAACGGCAACAAUGAUACCUCCUCCUCCGACGAUGAAUCAGAUCUAUACGACGACGUUUUAGAUCAUCUCAAGAGUUUGAUCCAAUGCGCGAGCCUCACAGAGAAGAAUCUGUUAUCCGACGUGGCGAAGAUUAUGGAUAAGAACAAAUCAGUCAAACGAAAAGACGUUACGAGGAAGAUCGUCAACGAAGGACUCUUAUCUCUUCACUACGACUCUUCGAUCUGCAAAUCGAAAUGGGAUAAAACUGCGUCGUUUCCAGCGGGUGAUCACGAGUACAUAGACGUGAUUCUAGGAGAAGAGCGGUUCGUGAUCGACGUUGAUUUCAGAUCUGAGUUCGAUAUCGCGAGACAGACGAGCGGUUACAACGCGUUGCUUCGAUCUCUACCGUUCGUAUUCGUCGGAAAACCCGAUCGGUUGAGUCGGAUCGUGUCUUUGGUCUCCGAUGCGGCGAAACGGAGUUUGAAGAAGAACGGGAUGCAUUUGCCGCCGUGGAGGAAAGUCGAGUACAUGCGAUCCAAGUGGCUAGGAACUUACACACGAGCUUGUGGAAACGUCGAGGAGCUGCCUAUUGCGGCGGCCGCGGCGGAGCUAGAGGUGGAUUGUGCAGGGGUUGAGAUUGUUUUUGAGGAGAAAUGUUUGUCGCCGGGAGUGAUUAGUUCUUCCUCCUCUCCUUUUCCGUCUGUUGGUGAUGAUGUGGCGGUGGAGAGAGAAGUGAAGGUCGUUACCGGAUUAGCUUCCCUAUUCAAAGAAAAACCUUAA
Eruca vesicaria subsp. sativa (arugula) is the source of this 1467-nucleotide messenger RNA. The record is from the annotation of a GenBank genome assembly. NCBI's taxonomy places the organism in Eukaryota, Viridiplantae, Streptophyta, Magnoliopsida, Brassicales, Brassicaceae.